AAAAUUUUACAGGAAGCUGCGGUCACUCUAAACAAAACACAACUAUUACCGUCAACCACAUGUUGAGUUGUUUAAAUUUUGAUCGAAUAUUACAACAUGGAUCAACAUAUAACAUCUACGCUUAAAAAACGCAAAAGUCGUGUUCUUGGAUUCCGCUUGCUUAUAUGUUACCUUAAGAAAAGGAAUAUCAAAUUAGGAGAAAACGAACAUAUUUGGAUGUCCAUAAUAUUUCAAUCAUGUAAUUUAUCUGAGUUACGCACAUAUGGUGAUCUUAUUUUUGCAGCAAUGGCACUUUUAAUAGACAGAAUCCAGAGCGACGCUAAUUUAUCAAAAGCAUUUGCGACGACUUAUUUAUCCAAAGUUUUUGAAUGUUUAUCUCUAAAAGAAAUAUUUAAAAACGAACGAUGCACACUUGCUGCUUUACACGCAAUCAAACGAUGUCUGAAAUAUUACCCAAAAGUUAUAAAAUCUGGUACAACAUCAAUCGAAAAACUAUUAAUAAUAUUAAUAGACAGCACUAAUAUUGAUGUUGUUUGUCAAACUGGUGAAUGUUGGCUUUUGUUACAAAAUAUUCGUGGUAACUCCAACAAUGAAAACAGUAAUAUCAAAACUGUAUGGAAAGAUUUCCAAUUAUCUUUACUAAAUAAUAUUAAUUGUAUUAUAAACAAAACAUUACUUCUGCCCGAGGAAAUUAUUGACAGCCCUUCUAAAGCAAAUAACUUUGGGCUUUCUACUCUUGAAUUGGUUAAAGAUCCUUUUGAAAGAGCAUUACAAAUUUUUGGACGAAUUUGUAAUCUUAUUGAAUAUUUUAAAAUUGCAUUAGGCAAACCAUACGUAAUGAAAAAGUAUAUUUGCACACACCAAAUUCUGGGUCUAAUACAUAAAGGAUUAAAUUUACAUGUAAACCAAAGAAAUAACAUAAGAAUGGAUCAGGUAUAUUUCCGAACUUUUUUACCGGAAAUGCACAUAAAAUUAUUGGAACUUUUGGAAAUUCUAAUUGAUAUUUGUCAUGCACACCUCAGGAUGGAUUUUCGGCUCAUUUUAAAUAUUUUAAUGGAUGCUCUCGAAAGGACAAAAUCAAUGUUAUCAGAAGCAAAUCGAAAUCAAGUUAUCCGUAUACGCCUAAUUGUGUAUAAGGUAAUAUCAUUAUGGUGCUCUACCCUAAAAGAAGGAAGCCACUGCGAAAUUAUAUCGGAGACUCUUAUUAAGGAAAUAUUGGAUGACAUAGAUCCACGAGACGCAACAGCAUUAACAUGUCGAGGCAAUUCAAAUUUAAUGCAAAAAGGUUCGGUCAAAGACAUUUAUUUGAUGUUGGAGAUGUCAUUUGGUGAUGAAGAUAAUGAUCUGCUUCGUCAGGAAGCCCAUUUUUGCCUGCGAAAAUUGUUAUCAUCUUCUGGUUUCUUGCUUAAACAAUCUCUUUUAAAGGACGUGCACAACACCUUAUUGGAAAUUUUUAUUAAAAUACAUUCUCAACCGAUGAAAAAGCCAUAUUUACGAAACAUUUGGAAUUGUCGCUUGGAAGUUUACAGAUCAUUCAUAUUUUUAUUAAAAUCGCGAAAUUAUAGAUGUCCUGUGCCUUCUGAAAUAAUGAUCACUCUUUUAGACGAAUCCCGUUUAAACGAAAACAGCAUUGAACUACGACAAAAUUGUAAUAUUAAUGCAUUGGAAAUAAUGCUUCAUCCUCAGAAAGCUGAUAUUACCUUUAAAAAAUAUUUUGAAAAUGUAGGGAUCAUAACUACCGGGCAUACAAACAUUACUGAUUCGGAUAAUUCAAAAUGGAUAUCACUUAAAGACAUAAGUCAAUUACACAUUCAUGCUGAUGAGAAUGAAAUUGUAAUCCCAAGUAAUCAAAAAGAAAAAGAAAAAGUUAGUUUACAAACUGGUCCUGAAGCAAUUAAUCCACUUUAUAAAAAGAAUGUCUAUUUUAGUGAAACAUCCUCCAAAAUAACUACAAUUGACGUUAAUGAUAAAUAUAACAUCGAGUUUGAUAAUAAUUUAUUGAAAAAUGAUAAAUGUUUUGAAAAAUUAAAUACUAAUCGUUUCGAAAUAAUUCCAGAAUUGUUGAACGACUCAGCACAAAAUGUCAAGGAAAUAUCAAAAGAAUCAUGCCAUUUUUUAGUAAACGACAAAUUAGAGAGUUUUGAAAACCGUGAUCAAGAAAUGAUUAAUGGCAAUGAUAGUUCUGGCUUUUCAUCCUCCUACUACAAUUUUGAAAAAUGUGUCAAAAAUUUGCCAAAGAACUUAGGAAAAUAUGAUGAUGAAAAAAUGAUAGCGGACUUGGAAGCAGAAUUUGUUGCCGUAUACGCCUAAUUGUGUAUAAGGUAAUAUCAUUAUGGUGCUCUACCCUAAAAGAAGGAAGCCACUGCGAAAUUAUAUCGGAGACUCUUAUUAAGGAAAUAUUGGAUGACAUAGAUCCACGAGACGCAACAGCAUUAACAUGUCGAGGCAAUUCAAAUUUAAUGCAAAAAGGUUCGGUCAAAGACAUUUAUUUGAUGUUGGAGAUGUCAUUUGGUGAUGAAGAUAAUGAUCUGCUUCGUAAGGAAGCCCAUUUUUGCCUGCGAAAAUU
Messenger RNA from Drosophila rhopaloa, 2566 nucleotides. Its product is annotated as proline-, glutamic acid- and leucine-rich protein 1. Gene Ontology annotation, biological process: rRNA processing. Gene Ontology annotation, cellular component: nucleus. The record is from RefSeq and is a predicted model, not a curated record. The transcript has 10 exons. Lineage: Eukaryota; Metazoa; Arthropoda; Insecta; Diptera; Drosophilidae. The coding region runs from base 97 to 2310 and encodes 737 amino acids.